Molecule: messenger RNA, 2597 nt
Organism: Salvia hispanica
Lineage: Eukaryota; Viridiplantae; Streptophyta; Magnoliopsida; Lamiales; Lamiaceae
Product: protein ALTERED PHOSPHATE STARVATION RESPONSE 1-like
Source: RefSeq, a predicted model, not a curated record
UCUUCUUCAAUGUUUUCCACCUCUUUGCUUCAUCCUCUUUCACCAAGGCUCCACCUUUAGAGAGAGGUGAAGCCUUCUUCUACCUUGUACCAGAUGUGCCAACUUUUACCACCUUCUCGAAAUCAUGAAAGUGGAAAGGAGAUGGGCUACAUGUGUCACAUUCUUGAAAGUCAUCUUUGUUUUUCGGACAAAAUCCCUCUUUUUAAAUGUCCAAAUACAAAGAGGGAUGUUGUUCAAAUGUCUUAAACCCCAGCAAAAGUUCAUAAAAAUCCAAUCUUGCCACACACCCUCCACUUCUCUUUUCAAAAUUUUCAGUUCAAGAAACCAUUUUUAGUAAGCCCAUUGUUUAGGAAAGAGAGAGGGGGGCAAAAAAUGGGGUGUGUAGCAUCAAGACUAGAAGAGGAAGAGGAGGUAGUCUCAAUUUGUAGAGAGAGAAAGAAGCAGCUCAAGCUGGCUAUAGAGAGAAGAUAUGCUCUAGCAGAUGCUCACUACAGAUACUGCAAAUCACUCUCUGGUGUCUCAGCAGCCAUAAAUCUGUUUGUCGCACACCAUUCUUCACCAAACGCAUCAUAUCGCAUCACAUUCCAGCCUCACUCUCCCACAAAAGAGAAGGUAGUUUCAAUUUCAAACCCUCCAUUUCUCCAGCAAGCAUCCUCUGAGCCCACAAAGCAAACCAUUGCAUGUGACUCUCACAGUUUCUCAACCAGCUCUGUUUCCUCCGAGGAGGAGAGAGAGAAACAAGGAGAGGGUGGAAGCUGUGGCUACUUCUACAUGGACAUGCCUCAGCCUCAGCCUCAGCCAACAAUGGCUUCACCUGAUCAGAGAGAUUUUGGGUGGGAUUUCUUCAACCCUUUCAACAAUGUGGCAAGGCCUGAAAUUGUGACUGUCUACAACAGGAUGUCUGAGGAGGAGGUGAGGGCUGUGAGGGAGCAAGAGGGCAUCCCAGAACUUGAGGAUGAAGAAGGAGAGAGAAUGGAAGGGGAGGCAACCAAUUUGGAGGAUAAGGGGGGUGAAAUUGAGGCUGUGAAGGGUGUGGAAAGAGAUAGAGAGAAAGAGUUAAGUGUUGUGGAUAAUCACAAACCGGUUGAAGGGAGAGAGCUGUUGGAAGCUUUGAAGGAUAUAGAAGAUCUUUUCAUUGUAGCUUAUGAUUCUGGUAAGGAUGUUUCUAGAAUGCUGGAGUACAACAGGGUGCAUUUGCAGUCUAAUCUUGACGAGAUAAAAGAAAACUCGACUAAGCUGAUCCAAGCCAUCACCUGGAGGUCUGCUUCUUCAAGCUCAUCAUCUUACAAGAGCUUGGUCGCAUCUAGUUCCUCAACGUGGACAGAGUUCAGAAAAGACCUUGAUGAUGACUACGGAGGCAUGACUUCCGGAAGCCACUCACUCACCUUAGCAAGGCUCUAUGCGUGGGAAAAGAAACUAUACGACGAAGUAAAGAGUGGAGACAGCAUACGCAAAAUCUACGAGAGGAAGUGCAACCAGCUUCAAAAUCAAGACGUUAGAGGAGACGAAAGGCUCACAGUCGACAAGAGCAGAUCAGCAGUUAAAGAUCUCUACAGCAGGAUCCUCGUGACCAUACGUAGUGCUGAAAGGAUCUCUAAACAAAUUGAGAAGCUGAUAGAGGAAGAGCUCGAGCCACAGAUACGGGAGUUACUUCAAGGUAUGACAGGAACAUGGAAAAUCAUGUUGGAGUCUCAUGAAAUCCAGAGCAAGAUCAUAUUCGAAGUAACAACCUUCUCGUGCCCCUCGUAUAGGAAAUUCUGCAGCGAGAAUCACCGGCUCGCGACUCUGCAGCUCGAGACCGAGCUCCGGAACUGGCGCUCGUGCUUCAUGGAGUAUUUAUCAGCCCAAAAGAGGUACGCCGAGGCCCUCUUCGGAUGGCUAUCCAAGUUUGUCGCUCCGGAAGUCGAGUUUUACUCUAGGGGUCGAGCUUCUGCACUGCCGUGCCGACUGAACGGUCCCCCGCUGCUCGUGCUCUGCCACGACUGGCUAGAGUCAAUGAACAAUCUGCCCGAGAAGGCGGUCUCGGACGCGAUCCGGAGCUGCUCAAGGGACGUCAGAGCUCUGUGGCUUCAGCAAGGGGAGGAGCUACUGCAGAAGAGGAAAGCGGAUAGUCUAUCCAAAGGGUUGGAUAGGAAGACCUCCGCCUUCCAGAAGGCCGAGAACCGGAUGCUCGAGCUUCGGCUGAGCGACAAGGGUGCGGCGGAGGUGGGCCCACUUGCCGAGGGGAAAGGAACGCUGGACGGCCUUCGGAGACAGGUGGAUUCCGAGAAGGAAAAGCAUCGGAGCCUGAUGAAAGAGACUGAGAGGAUGACGCUGAAUGGCUUACAAACAUGUUUUAGUAGGGUUUUUGAGACUAUGACAGAAUUCUCAAGGGCUGCAUUGGAAAUGUAUAAUGAGUUGGUGGAGGUAGAGAAGAAAGGUAAGAAAGUUUGUAUAGAAGGUAGUGCAGAAGUAGAGAAUGGCAGCAGAUGACAUGAAAAAGAAAAACAUCAUUUGCUUGUUUAGAUGGUUAUUGUUGUUUGUAGGCUUUGAGGUUUCAUAUUCUUGCAUAUUUAUGAAUUCUGUCGAAGCAACUCGCUGAGACUUUUGUUUCUUCA